Molecule: messenger RNA, 1903 nt
Organism: Raphanus sativus (radish)
Lineage: Eukaryota; Viridiplantae; Streptophyta; Magnoliopsida; Brassicales; Brassicaceae
Product: probable protein phosphatase 2C 15
Exons: 6
Coding region: 364-1671 (435 amino acids)
Biological process (GO): protein dephosphorylation
Molecular function (GO): protein serine/threonine phosphatase activity
Source: RefSeq, a predicted model, not a curated record
UCCGCGUUGAGCUUCCUUCACCCUUCGGAAAACCAUUUUAAUAAUUUUCUUCAACUCUUUUGUCUUUAUCUGUUGUGUACUGCUGCCUGAAUAUGCACUUGUUCUUCUUCUUGUCUUCGCCACCGGCAAAUCGCGAGACAGACAUUCUCUCGCGAACAAAGAUAGCCAAGAAGACCACCAAAGUACAAAGUGUUAAGUCUUUUUUUUUUGCUUCUUACAAAGUAAAAAACAUAAAAGCUACUUCCUUUACUCAAAUCAUUUUACUUCUUGAUUCAGAUUUGCAGGUCAAGCUUGUAGCUUCAUGACUUGGCUCUGAAAGAUUGUUUCUUUACUAAAAGGGUAUUAAGAUUUGAGAUUGUACUAAUGGCGUCUAGAGAAGGAAAGAGGCGUACUCAUCAACAUCAUGAGAAUCUUGUCCCUCUUGCUGCUCUGUUAAGCAGAGAGACUAGAGCUGCUAAGAUGGAGAAACCGAUUGUUAGAUACGGAGAAGCUGCUCAAUCUAGGAAAGGCGAAGAUUACCUCUUGAUCAAGACUGAUACUCUCCGUGUUCCUUCCAACUCUUCCUCUGCUUUCUCUGUCUUUGCGAUAUUUGAUGGGCACAAUGGAAAAGCUGCAGCGGUUUUCACAAGGGAGAAUCUGUUGGACCAUGUUCUGAGUGCAAUUCCCCGUGGGCUUAGCCGCGACGAGUGGCUUCAAGCUUUGCCUCGUGCAUUAGUCUCUGGAUUCGUGAAGACUGACAAGGAGUUUCAGAGCAGAGGAGAGACUUCAGGAACAACAGCCACGUUUGUGAUAGUGGAUGGAUGGACCGUGACUGUUGCUUGCGUUGGGGACUCCCGCUGCGUCUUGGAUACUUCAGGCGGUUCUGUUUCAAACCUCACUGUUGAUCACAGGCUUGAAGAUAACAAAGAAGAGAGAGAAAGGGUGACUGCUAGUGGUGGAGAAGUUGGAAGGCUAAGCAUUGUUGGAGGCGUUGAGAUUGGUCCUCUACGGUGUUGGCCUGGAGGUCUCUGUCUUUCUAGGUCUAUAGGGGAUAUGGAUGUUGGAGAGUUCAUUGUUCCAGUUCCUUUUGUAAAGCAAGUGAAGCUGUCAAACCUGGGAGGAAGGCUUAUUAUCGCCUCAGAUGGUAUAUGGGACGCUCUCUCCUCAGAAGCUGCAGCCAAAGCUUGCCGUGGUUUACCAGCUGAACUUGCUGCUAGACAAGUAGUCAAGGAAGCAUUGAGAAGAAGGGGUCUCAAGGAUGACACAACCUGCAUUGUGGUCGACAUAAUCCCACCAGACAUCUCUCAAGAACCAUCUUCUUCUCCUAAUAAACACAACAACUUCUUUAGAUCUUUGCUCUUUAGAAAGAAAUCGAACUCAUCUAACAAACUCUCCAAGAAACUCUCCACUGUCAGUAUCGUUGAAGAGCUUUUCGAAGAAGGCUCCGCAAUGCUAGCAGAAAGGUUAAGAUCAGGUGACUUUUCUAAGGAACCAACAACAGGAGGAGGAGGGAUAUUCACGUGUGCGAUAUGCCAGCUAGACUUGGCUCCAAGUGAAGGCAUAUCGGUCCAUGCGGGUUCAAUCUUCUCCACGAGUCUAAAGCCGUGGCAAGGACCGUUCUUAUGCACAGACUGUCGUGACAAAAAGGACGCAAUGGAAGGGAAACGCCCAAGUGGAGUUAAAGUCAUCUAAGGUUGAAGAUGGUAUGUAUGUACUACUUCCACUUCUCAUACGCACUAUCUCUAUUCAUUCAUUGUGUAAUUCUUUCUUCUUUGGUUCUUUGUUUAUUACAUCCAUUCAAAUUAAUUUGGGUUGACCUGGUUCUUUAUACAUAUGAGGAUCAGGUUCAGUGUUGGAUAGUGUAUUGAUUGGUAUAUGGUUUGAAAAGCUUGUGUUCAUACUGAAGCAAAAAUACUUAUGUAUU